CACCGACACUGACUGACGACCUUGGUAUCAAAUGCAUGCUUUAUACAACAGCCAUGGUCUUCCUCAUGAUUUCAAGCCACAAUUCCAUUAAUCGCCUUCAAUCAGGCGCAGUGUCGACGAUUGGUUGCCUCGAGGUAUCUCCAUAAGCAAGAACAAUUCACUGCGCAGUUUGGUGGCCCAGCAUAAAACAUCGAUAUUGCCUUACCGUAGACCUCUACUUAUAAGCUCACCUGGUCCCUCAUCUUUGAACAACAGUCUAAACGAUAAAUCCAGUAAACCCUCAUUUAAUCGUCGUCGUCAAUAUGUCUCCCGCACCAUCGUUCAACUACUAUGAGGAGCUGGAGGUCUCACCGACCGCGACUCAGCAAGAUGUUGUCUUCUCUUACCGCAAGCUGGCCAAGGUCCACCACCCUGACAGAAACCACGGAGAUGCCUCGACUGCAACUGCUAAAUUUCAAAGAGUAAGUGCCCCCGUCUAUCUAUUCUCAUCAAUGAGUCCGAUUCUGAUAUCCAUCUCAGCUAGGAGAGGCAUACGAGACACUCUCCAAGCCAGACAAGCGCGCACAAUAUGAUCAAGUCAUCACGGCUAGCACUUUUUAUUCUGCAUCAAAUUCAGAUUCAGGUGCGGCGGCGGAGGGCUUCCAUAGCUCACAUGGCAGGUUCCCUUUCAGCAGU
Messenger RNA from Truncatella angustata, 675 nucleotides. RefSeq lists its product as uncharacterized. The record is from RefSeq and is a predicted model, not a curated record. Gene Ontology annotation, molecular function: protein folding chaperone; protein-folding chaperone binding. The transcript has a single exon. The coding region runs from base 303 to 572 and encodes 89 amino acids. Gene Ontology annotation, cellular component: cytoplasm; nucleus. NCBI's taxonomy places the organism in Eukaryota, Fungi, Ascomycota, Sordariomycetes, Amphisphaeriales, Sporocadaceae.